AUGGAGUCGAGUAGUAUAUUCAACUGUGCUGUCAAAGUGAAAAACGAACCUUGCGAUGUGUCGCUUGCGGAAAACUAUUGUAAAUCAAUUGACAAGACACCCAAUACUAAUGAUGUUCAAUGUUCGAAGUUUCUGCUAGAAAAUACUACCAAUAAGCUGCAAAAAUACGAGGAAACUUAUGAAGCUGAGCUUGAAAAAAUGGAAAUAGAUUUCGAAUGUAAAGAUGUAAAGCUUAACGUGGACUCAUUAAUUUUCAAGAACAGACAAAAGACAAUUAAAGUUGAAACUGCAGCAGUAGUAAAACAAGAAUUUUGUGGUGAUAACGCUACAAAAUUGGUCACAAAGCUUGACUGCGAGCUAAAAAAGCAAAAUAAAAAGAGAAUAGUCACAAAAAAGUUAAACCGUAAACAUAAACUCAAAAAAACAAUUGCUACGAUGCGUGGUGACAUAACUCGAACUUGUGAUAAAUGUGAUAAAACAUUCACAUCAAAAUAUUAUCUCAAAAUCCACAUAGAUUCGGUGCACAAUGGUGUCACCUACGCUUGUGAUAAAUGUGAUAAAACAUUCACAUCAAAAUAUUAUAUCAAAAUCCACAUAGAUUCGGUGCACAAUGGCGUCAACUACGCUUGUGAUAAAUGUGGAAAAACAUUUACGUCAAAGGGUUAUCGCAAACUGCACAUUAAUUGGGAUGAAAGGUAA
This is a messenger RNA of Trichogramma pretiosum, 699 nucleotides long. RefSeq names its product zinc finger protein 540-like. Lineage: Eukaryota; Metazoa; Arthropoda; Insecta; Hymenoptera; Trichogrammatidae. Gene Ontology annotation, biological process: regulation of transcription by RNA polymerase II. The coding region runs from base 1 to 699 and encodes 232 amino acids. The transcript has 4 exons. Gene Ontology annotation, cellular component: nucleus. The record is from RefSeq and is a predicted model, not a curated record. Gene Ontology annotation, molecular function: RNA polymerase II cis-regulatory region sequence-specific DNA binding; DNA-binding transcription factor activity, RNA polymerase II-specific.